GGCAGCGUGGGCUUCCUGGGCGGGUUUUUGUGCGACUUACAGAAGGUAUACACACUCUUCAUACGGGCGGCUUUCAGAAGUUUACACACUUCAAAGUUUCUUCUUGUUGCGGUACAAGCCACAAAAGGCAGACUUCAAAAAUUCUCCUUGUUGCGGUACAAGCCACAAAAGUGUGGGGAAGUGUCCGCCUUGUUACAAUGGCGAGCAGCAUCGUGAGGCUAAAGGGACUGGAUGUUAACGCGGGCGCCGAUGACAUCCGGGCCUUUUUCCGUCUCUUUCACAUUCCUGUCGGAGGCGUCUACAUUUUGGGAGGUGAACGACGCGAGGCGUUUAUUGCCUUCUCCUGCCUCAAGGACGCUCGGCGAGCCAUCCACUACUCCAGGCGCCCCCUCAAAGGCUCCAAGGUGGAAAUACGCCGCAGUACUCUUACAGAAAUGGAAAAUAAACUCAAGUACUUUCUAAAGAAGAGGAAGUCUGUUCCAGAGCCUACAAAGACACUUGAAAGUGCUCCGGCGCCCUCUGGUGGUUAUUCUCAGUGCUCUCCUGAAAUGUUACCUGAUACAGGAUAUGAGUCAACGAAUUCCUUUGUGUCAUCACAUUCUGUUCCUAGCGGAUUUCUACAAAUUUCACGCAAAUCAAAAGAUCCAAGAACUACACAUUUUUCCACCAGUGACUGUCCACAGCCCCACUUUGUCGAUCCAGGAAAUGAGUCAACGAAUUCCUCUGUGACAUCGAGUGGAUUUCAACAAAUUUCAAGCAAAUCAAAAGACCCAAGAACUACACAUUUUUUUACCAGUGACUGUCCACAGCCCCACUUUGUCGAUCCAGGAAAUGAGUCAACGGAUUCCUCUGUGACAUCAAGUGGAUUUCUCCAAAUUUCAAGCAAAUCAAAAGACCCAAGAACUACACAUUUUGUCACCAGUGCAAGUUCACAGCCCCACGAUCCCAGAGUAUCGCCGCCUUUUGAAACCACACAAAUGUGUGACAAAAGUCUAAAGACCGACUCCAAAUCUGUUCUACCAUGUGUCACGAGUGAGUGUCUUAAGACUCCUGACGAUUUACACACUCUCAGAACUUCUCCACAUUUUGUUGCCAGUAGCUCUCCACAGAUGGGUGAUGAGCUGCAUGAGCCCAGGUGUCUAAAGACUCUUGAAGGGUCACACCAACCUAGUGCUUCACUUUUUGACACCAGUGAGUGUCCACAGCUGUACAACCAGAUAUCAUCUUCAGAGUCUAUUCAUAAUGCUUUUGUUCUUGGGGUUUGUACCGCGCUGCAACAUCUCCAGUCUUGCCGUCCAAACGAGGCCCAGGAGGUUUUGCCAGGACUUGAUUGGCCGGAUGCUAACAAUACAAGAGCACCAGAACAGAUGGAGUUACCACCACCAGGCUACGUGAGGCUGUUAGGGCUGCCUGACUCUAUAACUAAAGAGGAUAUUAAUGAUUUUUUCAAAGGACUGAAGGUGCAAGAAAUGGUGGCCAAUGUGAAGUUUGAACAUCGUCGCGUGUGCCUCGUUAAGUUUGGGGAUGAAGACGAUGCUCUUGCUGCGCUGCAGUUCAAUAAUCGGUUCAUGGGGUCCAUAUGUGUGGAGGUACGCAACGCAACAGAGCUAAUGUGGACCUCAGCGUUACAAGAAUGUGAAAACCAAGACGUGAGGUGUUCGAAAUCCAAGCAAAGGUAUCGCACAGACCCAAAGAACUAUAAACCGAAGUUCAGUUUUGAAUCACAGAACAGGUUACCAGUGCCACACAUCUCCAAAAAGUCCCGACUGUCCAUGGCAACGAAGGAGUACAUCAUUAUGGUCUGCAAUAUACCUGUAACAACCACCAAGACAGAAUUGAGAGAACUGCUUGGGUAUCCUGAUAUGCAAAGCUCUAAAAUACAACACCUACUUGCCAAAGACUUCAGCCGGACAGACACUGCAUUCCUUAUCUUUGACCGAAAAGAGGACUAUGAACAUGCAAUGUCACAAAAUGGUCUGUACUUUUACUCAAAUUGCAUUGAACUGUCAUCUAUUACCAGAGAGAGGAUGAAUGACAUAAUGGGGAAAAAACACCACACGAGGCCCCAGUAUGGCACCAAGAUCUCCCCGUCCAAGUAUGGCGCCAAGAUCUCCCCGUCCAAGUAUGGCGCCAAAAUCUCCCCGCCCAAGUAUGACGCCAAGAUCUCCCCGCCCAAGAAUGACGCCAAGAUCUCCCCGCCCAAGAAUGACGCCAAGAUCUCCCCGCCCAAGUAUGACGCCAAGAUCUCCCCGCCAAAGUAUGACGCCAAGAUCUCCCCGUCCAAGUAUGGCGCCAAGACUUCAUCAGCAGAGAGGGAGGCAGCAAGAUGCUGGAAAACCUGGAUCUAAAAUAUGCAUGUUAGUUGAACACCUGCUUGCAGACACUAAAGAAAGCCUUAUUAUGAACUUAAAUUUAAUUUGACAACUAACUAUACAAACCUUUAAGAAACCGCAAUAUUAACACUUCUUUUAUUAAGUGAAAGUCUUUUAAAAGUUGUUGCGCAUUAUACAUGGCAAGCCAAGACUGGAUCUUGUUUUGAAAGCAUAAGUAAGAAAAGUUUAUUUAGAAUAAUCCAAUGUAGUUGUUACAACCUCUUUUAGUCUACUUGCAUCAAAUGUGAGACUUUUCCAGCAAUGUUUUGCCAACCCCACAAAGGACACUUGAAUAUUAUUUGUCCAUUAAGCAAGCAGAUAAAACUUG
Molecule: messenger RNA, 2700 nt
Organism: Nerophis lumbriciformis (worm pipefish)
Lineage: Eukaryota; Metazoa; Chordata; Actinopteri; Syngnathiformes; Syngnathidae
Gene: rbm12ba
Product: RNA binding motif protein 12Ba
Molecular function (GO): RNA binding
Source: RefSeq, a predicted model, not a curated record